UACAGUGUAAUUAUGUGGAUAUCCUGAGUGAUGAUUUGGAAUGAAAUAAUCAGUUACUUGCUGGUUUAAAUCCGUUAUCUGCUAUUAAUUGUAUGAAUACUUAGGCCGAAUUUAAAUGUGUUUCCUCCAUUGUUUAUUUUAUGUAUUUUUUGUCGGCCAAAGUCUGGCUCGACUGUCUGGAAUCCUUUUAAAGGCGACGCGUCGCUGUCUGCCGCUGCAGAAGAGAUCAGAUGGGAACAACAUUUUCAAAAAAUGCUCCCCAAACUUCAGGGCCUGGAUAAACUGGCAGGACACACUGCCGUCAGCUCGGACAGAGACUCUACCUCUGAAGGCUGCAGUGUCAACUAAAACGAUGCAGUCCCUGCCCAUGGAAGUGGGAAGCAGCAGCAGCAGCAGCUGCUCGGCUCCCAGCGACACAUCUGGCCCGGUGGUGCAGGUGUGCUUCCCCAGCGCUCAGGCCUCUGUGCUGGACAGCCUGAACCGGCAGAGAGAAGACGGCAGGCUCUGUGACCUCUCCAUCCACGUUCAGGGACACGUGUUCAAAGCUCACCGCUGCGUCCUGGCCGCCUCCUCACCCUACUUCCAUGACCAGGUACUCCUGAAAAACAUGUCUACAGUCUCCAUCCCGGCCGUAAUGGACCCGCUGGCGUUUGAGAGCGUGCUGAGCUGUGCCUACACCGGUCAGCUCCGGAUGCUACGCGAAGACAUCGUCAACUACCUCACGGUGGGCAGCGUCCUGCAGAUGUGGCACAUCGUGGACAAAUGCACCGAGCUGCUGAAGGAGGGUCGGGCUACAACGGGAGGAGGGAGCAGUGGAGGAGGCGGCGUGCAGGAUGGAGCCAGUGUCGGAGCAGGUGGAGGAUCCGCUAACCUCGGAUGCAGCAGCAGCAAUGGUGACGGUGCUGCAGGUGUAGGUGAUGAAGCUGGGAGUGAUGAUAGUGCUGGCGGUGGUCAAGCCCAGGUCGUGGGGUCCAACGAGCCUCAGCGUGCCUCCCAACCUCCCAGCCGCCCGUCAGUCAGCGAGAGCCAGUCUCCCAGUAGCACCAACUACUUCAGCCCCAGGGACGGGAGCAGCUUCGGAGGAAGCGGAGCAGCUGCAGCUGGGGCUUCAGUGGACGGAGGCGGGGCGAGCAACACCCCCAGCUACUGCACCCCCUCAGGAGGAGAGGAAGCCUUCCUUAUCGAGGAAGAAGAGGAGGAAGUAGAGGAGGAAGAGGAGGAGGCGUUGUACCACCAAAGGAAGAGAGGAAGAGGAGUAGGAAGCGGGAGGAGGAAGAAAAUGAGCUCAGUGUCGGAGCAGGAAGUUGGGGUCAGCGACAGCUUUGGCGUGUCCUCCUAUCAGGACGGAGAGGACUCAGCGUUGCCGCUGCAGAAGCGUCCGACCUACAGCCAGCCCAGCAUCAUGCCUCGUAAACAGUGGGUGGUGGUGAAAACUGAACGCAUGGAGGACGAUGACCUCAUCGUAGUGUCCGGGGAGGAGGGAGGAGAAGACGAGGAGGACGAGGAUGAGAGGGAGAUGGAGCUGGCAAGAGAGAGGGAGCGAAGCGACUUCAACAUCUCCAACGUCAGGAGCCUUUCAGCCGACCUGGGGGGCAGAGCCGAGAAUGACAUGGACUCACAGGUGGACUACUGCCAGUCUUCAGAAGACUACCUCAAGUUUGAAGGCAGUUUAAUGGACCAGACUUUAGCUCAGCACCUUCAUGACAGUGCAGCAGCGAGUCAGAGCCAGAGCGCUAACCGUGCUGUUUCAGCCCUGCUGGGCCAAGUUCAGUCUGCAGCCUCGGCCCGGGCCCAGCUCUUCCCCCUGGACAUGCAGGGGAACCAGAUCCUCCUCUACAGCCAGGCCUCCGGACUCUCUCUGGACGCUGCCGCCCCCCCACUGGGGAUGGCAGGUGGUAUGAUCGGAGGAGCCUCGUUCAAAGGUCCCAGUCUGGAGCACGGUGCGGUGCACCUGUCGGUGCAGGGCGGUUUGGGAGUUGAUGGCAUGGACGGUGGGGGGAUUGGAGGAGGAGGUGGCAAUGGUGGCAGUAACAGCGGCUCUGGGGGUUCUGGGAAAGUGUUCAUGUGCCACUGUGGUAAGACAUUCACCCACAAGAGCAUGAGGGACCGCCACAUUAACAUGCACCUGGACCUGAGGCCCUUCCACUGCCCCGUCUGUGCAAAGAAGUUCAAGAUGAAGCAUCACCUCACAGAGCACAUGAAGACGCACACAGGCCUCAAGCCAUACGACUGCCUCGGCUGUGGCAAGAAGUUCAUGUGGCGCGACAGCUUCAUGAGGCACCGCUCGCACUGCGAGAGGCGCAGUGGGCUGGGAGAGAGCGGAGAAAGCGGGAGCAACGGCGAGGUAGGGAGAAGAGGAGGAGGAGGUGGAGGUGAGGAUGAUUUGAUUUCCUCCCCUCACCUCCUCCUGUCUGCAGGGGAGGGAGGACAGGGUGGCAUGCUGGGAGGAGGAGGGAGAGGAGGAGUUUCUGUUUCUUCUCCACAUCUUUCUGGCGGUGUUCUGUCGCCGCAGCACGCCGGCGUCUCAGCAACAGGAAGCAGCAGCAGUAACAACAGCGUUAGCAACAGCAGCAGUGCUGUUCUGAGCAACAACAUGGCCGCCGCAGGGUCGCUCCUCGGGGUGGUCUCCCACAGUCCCAGUCAGGGUCAGGGAUCAGGGAUGUUUGCUGGUCUAGGGUUGGGCCGAAGUGUGUGUGAUGAAGACGUGUGUGAAGUCAGUGCCAACGAUAGUAGCGUGACUUAAACCAGAAGUGUUCAUUAUGUCCAACGGGUGCCUCUUUCUGAGCAAACAGUCAUGCUUCUGGUUCCUGCUGCUGUCUUUGAAAUAUAGAAAACUCCUAUGAAACUAUUUUAACUGCCAACACUCAGCUUUUCAAGCAGGAAGUGCGUACUUUGUCAGGAGCGGGGAGAAAGACGAGGCCCCCGUUGGACACACAGCCUAAAGACCCUGUUAGUGUUAAUAGAAAAAUGGGACUUUAAGAUUCCAGUCGACUGUUGUGCCGUGAAGUUUCUGAAACAGACUUGUGGUUGUGCUAAUCCCAUCUAAAAGAAUCCGCAGUUCUUUAGGAAACUUGCCUCCAAAAAGUGGCCUCAUUAAAAAUAGACCUUUUGACUAAGCUAUUGUUUAAAAUAUCCGAGAUGUUAUUAAAGUUUAUUUUUUUGGUUUUGUUGAAGAAUGCUUUGCGUCUCGAGAGGAAACCAAAAACGAAGAGACAGUUCGUCACUAACAUUAUAGUAUCAGUAGAGUAAAAAAAUGGCUGUUAUAAAUUGCUGUGAUUUAUGCAGUAUUGUAUUGUAAUGUAUCACUGUCAUAUGAUUUAAAAAAAAAACACAAAUCUGCAAGAGAAGAAUUUACACAAAACAUAAUUCAUAAUCCAACUAAAAAAGAAGUUAAAAGUUGCAGAUUUGUGUUUUUUCCCUUCCAGCAGCAGUGGUACAACCUUUCCUCAGAGUCCAUGUAUCUGACUGUCAGCACUGCCAUGUUGUUUAAGAUGAUACUACUGUGCUGUUUGUUUGAAGCCGAAGCUGGAUUACAGUAAAGGUCCAAUAGUUUAUUCAUUACAAGGAAACCCUGUCUGUAUCUACCAGCCAGGGACAGUUUCAUCUUUUGCUCGGGCCUCAAACUGUUAUUUUUCAAAACUUAAAGUUCCCCUCCAGACAAGUUUUAUAGUAUGACAACAUAAUAUUGCAAUUAAACAUUAACACAAGUAAUGUUUUGUUUUACAAGGUUUUCCCACUACUCUUUCUCCUUCGUUGAUAAGUGUCUGGAUCUGGCUUCUGCUCUUCCCACCACCACUGCUUGUCUGUUAGGUUGACCAUUUACAGAGCAGUGUGCAUCAAUAUUGCUGCCGUUAGAGGAAGCAUCGGAGAGAUCUUAGCCUCCAGACUCAGGGAGAGUCUGUUGCACUAAAACAGCGACGAACAGACAUAUUUGAAUGGUAAUUAGAAUCUUUUCUUUUCUUGUCCUUUUUUUUCUAAAUUAGACUGCCAUUGGCUUUUAAAAUUUUGACGUACCUAACCUAUCUUGCCUGGCAUACGUUUUAAUCUCAGAUUUCAGGAAAGUCCUAAGACAUCUUUCUGUUAAGCAGAGAAAUGUGAAAACACUUCACUAGUGACAAACUUCACGCGAGAGGUGAGUCACUGUGAGACAUUUGAAGGGACACAAAACACAAGAAGAACUUAUCUGAGUUGAUGGGGGACUUUAAUGUUUUGUUGAAGUAGCAAAAGAUGGAAUCAUCAAUCUCUUUUCUGAUAUCGUCCAGUCCAUAAACACAAACACUACCUGUAGCUGAGCUCAGAACUUCCUCUCUGGAGCUUCAGAAGGAGGAGGCGUUGAAUCUGCUCGCCAGUAAAAGCCUCCGAUGCUUUCGGUUUUGCUGCUGUUUCACUUUCUUGUGGUUCACAGAGUUCUCGUGCUUUUGAGAAGUAUAUUAUUACUGUAAAUAUAUAGAAAUAUAUGUAGUUUACUCAUCAGACCUGGAACUAAUACUAACUUGUGAUACUGAUGCGUUUGCUGCCGUUUUAUCUGCUUUGAAAGAAGUCGGUCUGUUGUUGAGAACGUGUUCUGCAUUGGGUUCCCCAAAAAUCCUCUUAACCUACAGUCCAUCUCUUGGAUCAUUUAUGAAGAGUAUUAAAAGCUGACAGUGGUAGAUGGUUUUAUCUAAGCUAUACAGUGUAUAGUGUGUUUACAAGUGUGCCUCCUCUGAAUGGUUGACAGAACAGAAGUUAUGGACCCAAAUGAAAAGAAAAACCUUUGUUCUCAGUAGCCAUUAUGCACACAAGGAAAUUGAGUAUUUGUUUUAUUAUUAAGAGUGCCACAUAUUUAAUUUGCUUCUUUCCACUGAUGGAUUUUCUUCCUGCCAUCAUUUUAAAAGCCUCAUUGAGUCCUGAAGGUCACAAAAGUUUGUAACUGUUGAUAGAAAUUUGCUCUCUUUAUUGACUUUAGAGGUAAACAAUGCUUUCCUUUCUGUUCACAUUGAGCAGCGAUGGUUUUGUUUUGGUCUCACACCUGUUCUGUUUUGGUCCUGGGUGUGGAUGUGAAUAGUACAGGUACUUUAGUUUGAAACAUAGCUCAAGAUUGAGUGCCACUUAUUGAAUACUGCAUGUUUUAGGUCUCUCCCUGCUCCAACACAGCUGAUUGAAAUGAUCGACUCGUUAUGAACUCCUGAAGCUGCUCAAUGACAAGGUGGUCAUUUGAAUCAGCUGUGUUGGAGCAGGGAGAGACCUAAAACAUACAGGACAGGUGAACUCCAGGAGAGGAUUGAGAAAUGCUGAAGUAGAGUAAAAGUCUGUGGUUUGAUUUGGAAAUACCUGAAAAAAAGUUGUGAACAGCUGUUAAAGUAAAUGAGGUCUUUUUUAAACAUGAGGUCCUUUGGCUGUAAAUGAAUUUAAACAUUGUUUUAAUUGCAUUUAUAGUAACAAUUUAGUUGUGAUAAUGAAAGGCUUAAAGAGUCUGAACAUUUUUUGUUUUGGUACCUUGAAAGUGCUUGAAAUUGGCUUGGAUUUUACUCUUAAAAAGCUGCACAAACCCUGUAAUAAUAAUAAUAUAAAUGAUGAUAAUAGUGAAGAGGGGAAAGGCUGAACAGAUAUUAGUUACUUGUGGGAUCUCAUGACUUAUAGUUCCUUAUUGCUCACCUGCAACAGAACAAAGCAUAACUGAAACGCAGGUCGGUUUCUUUAGUUUUAACCUCACAGAAAUUUAACCUCAUAGUUUAUAUUUUUACUGUUUCAUUGUGUAUAAGUACCAUGUUCUCUUCUGGGCCUGGCUGUGGUUAAUUGUGUACUAUUAUUUCUGUGCUGGGACCGUACAUCUGAACAUGAACUGGUACAACUACUGAUCAGACUCGCUUUGUUUUUCCAUUUAAACGCUGUUGCUUAUGUUUGUAGAGUAGGUUGUAUUUGUGAUCAUGCCAACAUUUAUGCCAAAUAGGUUCAGGUGCCUUAGCAGCACGAUGACUUACUCUUACUUUCUGUUUGGAAUAAUUUAAUCUUACAAUGGAAACCCGACACGUCGUCAUUACAUGAUUUAAAACAAAUGUUUAUAUAUAACGAUGCUCUAUACUAAACCAGAUGACUAAAAAUAUGUUAUACAUUCCAAUAUGUCCUUUUAUAGAAAGUGACAGACUGUUAUUAGAGAGGAAACACUUUCUUAACCUUAUUUCAAAGUGUUAGGGUAAUACAGAAAUUCACAAUUUUCACAUUUAGCAAGCUUCAGAUUCUCCACAUGGGAGAGCUGUUCACGCAUUGUCAAACUAGAAAAUUUGAAGUUUUUUAAAUGUAUUUUAACUGGGCAUCACAUCGUGCAAUAUUGCUUACUUCGUUAAUUCACAACCAGGGUUACUUGUACCCACUUCUGCAGUUAUCAGGGGUACACAGAGAUGUUGUUAACUAAGUAAAAAAAAUUAUAUAUAUAAAUAUAUAUAUAUAAUAUUCCUUUUUCUUUCUUUCUUUUUUUUCAAUUGAGAGUGUGUGAAAAGUUGCUGGCAGAAAAGUGGAAACAGUUAAAAAGCCACAAGAAAUUUGUACUAAAUGCUUAAAAUAUUAAAUAUACAGUUCAAAUGGUUGGCAAACUAAAAGUAAUGGAUAAAUGGAUUAAAGAGUUGAUUAAAAAUAAUGACUAUACAGUUUAAAUACUUAGCUGAAAGUAUAAUUAAAUGGUUGAAUAGCUAAAUAUCUAGCCAGCAAUGGUACAAAUUCAAACUUGAAAGACAACUUAUACAUUGACAGUUUAAAUACAGGGGGGGAAAUACUGUAACAAAGAUUUUUAAAAAGGGGUGUAAAUUUAGUUCAUCCGAUGGUGGUACGUCUUUAGGAAAUGGCUGGAAACCACUGGCUUACGUUAAUAAUUUUCAUUACAUCAUUAGUUUAAACAACAUGCGUCUCAUUCAGUUGUAACAGAAAUGUAAAAAUUCAAAAGUAGGAAAGAAAAUGGUUUUACUGAGAGAAAAGUGCAUCAUUAUGUGAGCAAAGGUGAGCCCCCCUUGUGGCCAAGGUUGGUACUGUGAUUAAGAAAUUAUGAUAAAAUAAACCUGCAGCAAUGUGAUGUGUGUUUAUAAAGAUAUGUAGCUGUAUUAUUGUUUCACUCCUUUAGUCUGCCAUACUGUAACCAAAUCAUGCUUCAGUGUGCCAGUGUAGCUACAGCACAGGGCAGUUAGUGGUGGAAGUAAUAUUACACAUGACCUCUUAAACAUGUCACAUGCCUUCAGAGAUGUUUUACAUUUCCAGUUACACAGAGAAAAGAAUCUGAAUGUUUUACCUUCUGUGAAGGCUGGGUUUGGAUAUUUUUAUAUGCGGGUUUGGAGCUCUGACUAAAUGAAAAGGACUGUUGGCUUUUGUAUGUGUUCAGUGAUCUUUGAAGUGUGACCUCCAGUGUUUCCUCUAUGACUGCUUCAGUCGUAUUUGUGGCUAAUUUUGGUUUCACAUUUGUUCCCUAUUUGCUCCUCUGCUGAACAGCCACAGAGAAAACACUGGAUGGAGAAGCAGAAUGUGUGAGAGACGCAUCUAAAGCUUUUUUUAAAAGUGUGGAGUUAAACACGUUUGAAGCGUGCCAGUGCGUUUAAACAUGCAUACAGAUAACUUUCACUGAGAGUGAAUGUAGGUGAGCAAGAUGAGCACAUUUACUUGUAUGUUUAUAUUCCUUUGUGUUCAGAGAAGGCUCAGUCAGAAAUAUGUGAAUUCAUAGUCCCUGUUUGUGAAACUAGUAAGUGUUGAAGGAAGAUUACACCUUAAAACAAGAAUCAUCAAAACAAAACAAGAGAGUUCAUCUGGAUUUAAGUGAAAGGUCAGCAGUUUAUAUCUGAGUUACAGUUAGCUUUGUGACACGCAAACGUGCACUGCAAGAGUUUACGAUUUGUGAUUAUUACCACCCUCAAAUAAUCAAUAAAACCUCAGAAAUGUGGUACAUAUAUAUAU
Centropristis striata (black sea bass) is the source of this 7911-nucleotide messenger RNA. It is a transcript of the gene zbtb22b, whose product is annotated as zinc finger and BTB domain containing 22b. Gene Ontology annotation, biological process: regulation of transcription by RNA polymerase II. The record is from RefSeq and is a predicted model, not a curated record. Gene Ontology annotation, molecular function: RNA polymerase II cis-regulatory region sequence-specific DNA binding; DNA-binding transcription factor activity, RNA polymerase II-specific; protein binding. The coding region runs from base 116 to 2743 and encodes 875 amino acids. Lineage: Eukaryota; Metazoa; Chordata; Actinopteri; Perciformes; Serranidae. The transcript has 5 exons.